AUGUCUUAAAAAUCAAAAACAUUACUACAACUACUUCAACAACAAUAACAUUUUCAUGAUGAUAUUAAUACAUCUUUAGAAUCUAAUUAUAGACAUAGUUCAGAACAUACAGAAAAGAAGUUUGAUCUCAAAUUACAAAAAUCCAUACUUGAUCUUUAUUCUCAAAUUAAAAGCAAUAUACUUAAAACAGAAGAUCAUGUAUAUAUAAAAUUUCCAAUUAGUUAUUAUUAUGUUAAAUAAGAAAAUUAGUACCUUUAGAUAAGUCAGAAGAUCUUUAUACAGAUCCAAAUAGUUUGAUUUGUUAUAUUGGAUGUAUAUUCACAGUUUUAAUGCAAGAUAAAGUAUUUUUUAAAUAUUAUUAGUUAAAUUUAGAAUAAUAAGUAGAAGAACAAAAAACUAGAGAUUAAAGUGAUUAUGAAGAAUAAUUAAUUAAAUUGGAAGCAGAAAUUAGAUAACAUAUAAGAGUAAUUAAAUAAAUAAAAUUAGAUUGAAUAAUAAUUGAAAUUAUUUGCAGAAAAUACUUAAUCAAAAUUAGAAGAUGCUUUAAAAAUAAAAGAAGAAUUAGAAGAAGAAUUAUAAGGAGUUAAAAGUGAUUUCUAAGUUUUAUAUGAUAAAAACAAUACAUUAAAUUAAAAAUUAAGAACAUAAGAAAAAGAAAUAUAAAUUAUUAAAAAUAAUAGUAAUAAUGAAACUACAAAUUAAUCUCUUAAAAUUAAUUAAAAUAAUCAAAAAAAUUAAUCUAAAAAAGAGAAUAUUGAAAAUGAACAUCCAAAAUAAUAAUCUAUUACAAUCAAUUUAUAAAUAGAUAAAUAAAAACCACCUCUUUAAGAUUAUGUAUUAUUUUUUUAAUUAAUUUAAUAGUAAGAUAGAAUACAAACUGAUCCAUAAGAUGAUUAUUUUAAACCUAGAAAUGAUUCACAUAAAAGAAUUAUUUCUACUCAUAUAGCAAAUACUUAAAAUAAUAAAUCUAAUUAUUUAGCUACCAGAACAUAAACUGAAUCAUAUGAAUAUUAAGAUAGAAAGAGAAAAAAUAAUUUAUCUCAAUAUGAAACUUCAAAUGUUACAAAACAUUAAAGAAAUAAAACUGCUUAAAAUGUUCUAAAUCUAAUAAGUAUCAAAUAUUCUAAUAACAGAAGAUUAAGAACUUAAAAGAUAAUAAUCAGUAAAAGCAUGCUAAGAUAAAAAUUAAAAUAAUUAAAACAAAAUUAUGAAAAAACCUUCAAAUUCACAACAUUAACAUGUUGAACCUAAUAGAUCAAAUAAUUCUGUUCAUAGUUUUCGUAAACAACCUCCUGAAAUAAGUCAGAUUCCUAGACCUUUUUCAUGUGCUGAAUAAAUUGAAGAAUCACAUAAUUCUGUAAUUUAAUUAUUUUUUAUUUUAGUUUUAAAAGGAUCUAAGUAUGGAUAUGGGUAAUUAUUAGAAAUAAAGUGGAGAUUAUCCAGAUAAAUAAUAAUAAAUUAAAAAAUUAUUACAAUAAUAUCAAUAGAAACAUUCUCUAAAUGAUACUUUAACUAAAAAAUUACUUUAAGAAUAUAAAAAAAGAUAAGGAUAUAAUUGUAAAACAAUUUAUUGA
Paramecium primaurelia is the source of this 1574-nucleotide messenger RNA. The record is from the annotation of a GenBank genome assembly. NCBI's taxonomy places the organism in Eukaryota, Ciliophora, Oligohymenophorea, Peniculida, Parameciidae.